Molecule: messenger RNA, 1415 nt
Organism: Puntigrus tetrazona (Sumatra barb)
Lineage: Eukaryota; Metazoa; Chordata; Actinopteri; Cypriniformes; Cyprinidae
Product: zinc finger protein 239-like
Exons: 2
Coding region: 53-1063 (336 amino acids)
Biological process (GO): regulation of cytokine production; negative regulation of transcription by RNA polymerase II; regulation of immune system process
Source: RefSeq, a predicted model, not a curated record
CGUUUUUGAUCAGGUCACUUAAUACCUCUAAUAAUCUCAACUUCAAGUCUUGAUGCAAGCAGGAGUAUCAUCUGAGCUGAGAUCUGCUGCUGUGAAGAUUGUGUUUACUGAAGGGGAGGGUGAAGAGAACAUGAAAGAACCAAAGCCCUGGAGAAUAAAACGAGAGGAACGAGGAGAGCAUAUUGAAGAAAAUGAGGAAAAUGAAUUGAGUGACGUUGAGGAGAAAAAUCAUGCGAAACCUGGAGAAAAACCUUUGAGUUUGUCUCAAAUGAAACAGAAAGAUUUAACGAAAGCGGCAAACAAGAAAUCUUUCACCUGCACCCAGUGUGGAAAGAGUUUCACGCGCAAAACAAGUCUCGAGCGCCACAUGAGAGUUCAUACCGGAGAGAAACCGUUCGCUUGUGAUCAGUGCGGGAAGACUUUCACGCAGUCGUCGCACCGUAAGGUUCACAUGAACAUGCACACCGGGGAGAAACCGUACGAGUGUUCACACUGCGACAAGAGAUUCAGUCGGUCAGGAGACCUGAAAACACACGAGACGAUCCACACCGGAGAGAAACUGUACUCGUGCGAUCGAUGCGACAAAACAUUUUCGAGGCCUUCAAACCUGAGAGCACACCUGACGGUUCACACAAAGGAGAAGCCGCAUUCGUGUCACUCCUGUGGAAAGACUUUUUCGUGUCUACAGAAUUUGAAGGUGCAUCAGAAAACGCACGCUGGUGUGAAAGAGUACAUGUGCUUUGAGUGCGAGAAGACGUUUACUUCGGCAAACAGUUUAAAGCUGCACCGGAGGAUCCACACCGGAGAGAAACCGUACACGUGUUCCCACUGCGACAAGAGAUUCAGCCUGUCGUCAAAUCUGAAAACGCACGAGAGGAUCCACACCGGAGAGAAACCCUACGAGUGUUCACACUGCGACCUGAGAUUCAGUCUGUCAGCGACUCUGAAAUCACACGAGAGGAUCCACACCGGAGAGAAACCGUAUCAGUGCGCUGAAUGUGGGAAGCGUUUUAAUCAGUCCUCUUCUUUACACAGACAUACCAAAAGCAAUCACAGUAGGUAGAUCGUCUUCAGAUGAGCGUCCUCAACAAACAAUGCAUUAAAUCGAUAAAAUAUCUGGAUAAAUCUGUCCAAACCAGACAUUACAAGUUUGUCAUCUUCAUCGGGAGCUUCGACUCUUGAGGUUCAGAUCAACACAAAAAUGUUCCUCCCCAAAGAACAAUGUCAGGAAGUUAAGUCUUAUAUUUCAUUUUGCUUCUUGAUAUAAUAUACUUUUGCUUUCUUAGGAGUUUUUAUAUUAUGAUCAAAAGUCCACUUGUUUAUUGCAGAAAGAUCGUCUUUUCAGCCUGGUGCAAUAAAUCGCUUUCUCUUAUGUUAAAGAAUUAGUUCACCCCAAAUAAAAAUUCUUUCAUUAA